AUGAAUGACUAUGAAGAUGCACUUCUUACUCUUUCACUUUCAAUCGACUCUUUGCCUCUGAAGUUAGGUGCACCACCACUAUCACUAUCAUCACCACCUCCUCCUUUUUUUAGUAACGUCAACAAUGAAGGAGCUCGUACGAGAGUUGGUUUGACUCAUGCACGAAACCGUAGGACAUCUACACAAUCUAUUAAACAAGGAAAGAGCGAAGUAAUCACUCCACCAUAUCCUUGGAUGACCUCAAGACGUGCCAUAGUGCACACUCUCGAUUAUCUGAUAUCGAAUAAAAUUACUAUUAUAUCGGGUGAAGUUCAGUGCAAGAAAUGCGAGCAACAAUAUCAAAUUAAGUUUGAUUUGCAAGAGAAGUUCAAAGAGAUCGCGGCGUUCAUCUUGAGAACUAGGAGUCUGAUGCAUGAUAGGGCACCAAUUAUUUGGAUGAACCCUAAUUUGCCUAAUUGCAAAUAUUGCAACCAAAUCAAUUGUGUUAAGCCAAUUAUCUCAGAGAAAAGGCACACAAGGAAUCAUAGAACAGGUGCUAAAGAUAGACUUGUUUAUCUUACAUAUAUGGAGCUAUGUAAGCAAUUGGAUCCCAGUGGACCCUUUUGA
Capsicum annuum is the source of this 606-nucleotide messenger RNA. RefSeq lists its product as uncharacterized. NCBI's taxonomy places the organism in Eukaryota, Viridiplantae, Streptophyta, Magnoliopsida, Solanales, Solanaceae. The transcript is spliced from 2 exons. The record is from RefSeq and is a predicted model, not a curated record. The coding region runs from base 1 to 606 and encodes 201 amino acids.